GUACACAGUUGAGGAUAUUGAAAAUAUUGAAAAUAAUCUGUGAAUAUCACUUGCAAGUUCUUAACGAGUAUAAAGUCAUGAAUAUUUUCAUUGGAAAACUUAUACCGCAAUAAAGUUUAUCAGCAGUUGCAAUUCCUUUGAGGAAUGAACAUAAAGAAUUUAAAAGUUGAGGAAUCCCAUAAGGUUUAGGUUUAAAUUCAGAUUACACCAAAAAGUGCAAUAUCUUGUAAUAAUGGGUAGUCCAGAACGUGAACUUUGUCCACCUCCAUCAGAAGAAGAUGAGCUUACUCUGCCACGAGCUAGUAUAAAUAAAAUGAUAAAAGAAUUAGUACCAUCGGUUCGAGUGGCUUUUGAGUCGAGGGAACUAAUAUUGAAUUGCUGUACUGAAUUUAUUCAUCUUAUAAGCUCUGAAGCUAAUGAAGUAUGCAACCAAAGCAACAAAAAAACUAUAAAUGCAGAACAUGUACUGACAGCUCUAGAUAAACUGGGAUUUAGUGACUACACAGUGGAAGCUGAGGCAGUCCUUAAAGAUUGUAAGGCAGUUGCUGCAAAACGCAGGAGGCAAAGCACAAGGCUUGAAAAUCUUGGUAUACCUGAAGAAGAACUACUGAGGCAACAACAAGAGUUGUUUGCAAAGGCCCGCGAAGAACAAGCAAAGCAGGAACAGCAGCAAUGGUUAUUACUGCAGCAACAAGGCCUGGUUGGAUCCGAAGGUACUCCACAACCGUAUAUCCCACCUAUGAUACCUAAGCAAGAAGAUGAGGAAGACGAUGACUACUCAUAAAUUUGCCAACUGAAUAACUGUCAAACUGAGAAAUAAUUAUAUAAAAUGUUAAUGGAAAUAUACUUAAACAAAGAAUGCAAUGCCAUUUUAUUAUAAUAUACAAUUAAAUAUGGUGGAAAAUGUUAUUCCCCAUUGAUCUUACUAGGCAUACCUGAACCAGACUCACAACACAAUAUUUUAAAAUGUUGUUUCAGCAUUCAAUGAUUACAUUUCAGAAGCAAUUUUAUUGAAAAACAAACCUGUUUCUAGGAGAACCAUCCUACGUUAAGAUUAUUAAUUAUCUAUUGUGUCCAUAACUACAUAGAAAUAAAAAUAUGCUGUAAAAUAAAAGGUUUUAUCAAUGUCA
Molecule: messenger RNA, 1130 nt
Organism: Colias croceus (clouded yellow)
Lineage: Eukaryota; Metazoa; Arthropoda; Insecta; Lepidoptera; Pieridae
Gene: NC2beta
Product: protein Dr1
Exons: 3
Coding region: 233-784 (183 amino acids)
Biological process (GO): negative regulation of transcription by RNA polymerase II; RNA polymerase II preinitiation complex assembly; positive regulation of transcription by RNA polymerase II
Cellular component (GO): negative cofactor 2 complex
Molecular function (GO): TBP-class protein binding; general transcription initiation factor activity; core promoter sequence-specific DNA binding
Source: RefSeq, a predicted model, not a curated record